UCCACUUCGGGCUGAUCCUCGCCAGGUUUUCUAGCGCAACCCAUCCGUAUUCUUAUUGUGGGCGUGAAACUCUCUGCUCUAACCUCCUCUCUACUUGAAUGAACUACAAGUGCAAAGUCAUACUACACUGUUUAGUGUACUCGACAGUGAGCGAAACAUUGUACCCGAGGGCAUCUACGGUUAAUAGUUACAUAGACAACACUUGUUUCAGUGUACAGAGCAAUGGAGCCUCAUGUAAACGCGAAGCGGCUUUUUAAUCACGCGACAACCCUGAAGCUUCACACGGGGAAUUUAGUCAACCGCAGUCGACUUAAGAAGAAAUGUCCGUCUUCCCCUAGUGAGGAGCUACAAGACUGCAUCCAAGGCACAUUGAGCGAGUGGUUUGCUGCAAUGCCGUCAUCUCUUGACUUUGAGCUUCCCAGCAUUCUGGACUGCGCUAUUCCAGAAAACACAGAGGCCAUCACCCCAGAGGAGAGAGAGGAGCUGAAAGUGUCUGUCAAACAUUUUCUCACUGAGUCGGACCCUUCAUCCAUCAGAAGUGCGGUGGACAUGGCUUGUCUUUCGUUAGGUGUAUCUCAGUUGGACUCUGUGAUCAUUGCUCCACCUCCUCUCCCCGAGGGUGAGGCACAGACGCUGACCCACCUGCAACCACUGUGGGAGGAGCUGGAAAGUCUUGUGCAAAGCCAGAAGAUCGCUGCCAUCGGCACAUCCGACUUGGACAAAACUCUUUUAGAGCAGCUGUAUAACUGGGCUCAGGUAAAGCCAAGUAGCAAUCAGGUGAAUCUGGCCUCGUGCUGUGUUAUGCCUCCAGACCUCACUGCAUUUGCUAAAGAGUUCGACAUACAAUUGCUUACGCACAAUGAUCCCAAAGAGCUAAUCAGUGCAGCAGGCUUCCAGGAAGCAGUGCAGGGGAGCAGUAAGGACCUGCAGGUGGACAACUGGAAGCUGGAGUGGGUCUUACGGUACUCCAUCAUCGUCAAGAGCAGAGGCAUCAUAAAAGCAAAAGGCUACAUCGUUCAUGCUAAAAAGGGCAACAACCUAUAACAUGUCCAGUUUGAACAGGGUUUCCUGAAAUUUAUUCCACUAAAUUUAGGGAGCUUCUACAUCAGUGAUGCAUAUUUUACAGAAUUUUUUUUUUUUGACAACACACUAAAGUGAAUCUGAAUUUUCAAAGGAACAAAAAUUCACUUGACUCAUUUUUCCUCAUGAUUUAGAAUAUUUAGACUAUCUGUGCUAUAUAUAUAGCUAUCUGUUCUUGUCGAUAAAUGCAAAGUGCCUCUUUUUUUCCUGACCUGGCCUGGUUUAAUUCUCUGUAUUUUUCAAAAGGGUGAAAAAUUAAAUAUAUAAAAAUGGUUGAUAGGACAACAGAUUAAGAAGCUUCAAAUAUCAUAAUAUUGUUUUGUUAAUCAUUUAUUCUGUUUUAUUUACAAAUGUUAACCACCUUUUUUAGGUUUUUUUUGAAGAGUGGUUAACUAUGUGGGCCACAUAGUUGUAUUUUUUUUUUACUUUAAAUUUUAAUGUCAUUUUAAGUCCUGCUGGCAUUUUAAGUUUGUAUAAUUUAUUUUGAUCGAUGCUUUGCUUGGAAUGUUCAGUAAAUGUUUUCUUACCUGUUUUCAACAGAUGAUUCUAUCUCUUUUGCAUCCCUUUGUAAACAAAAUGCCUUGCUUAUCUGAUAAAAAGAAAUAUUCAAAUAUGUAACUAUGGGAGGCUGUUAACAUGCAUGGCAUGAACGGCAUUAACUCAUUGUAUAUAAGAACACUGGAAAAUUCCACAUUCGAAGGAAAAUAAUGAUUAUAGUUCCAGUAUCCAACGAAUAGUCAGAAUAUAUAUUUUUACCUGUGUUAUUUAUUCAUUGUAAUGACGAUUCCUGUUGGAGCCAAUCGUAUAAUAGAGUUUUUCUUUCAUGUACUGUACAUGUAAUUACUAUUUUCCCAUAUUGUGUUAAACAUUUUUAAUAUGGUUUAUAAACUUCGGAAUUGAAAAAUCUG
Molecule: messenger RNA, 1988 nt
Organism: Onychostoma macrolepis
Lineage: Eukaryota; Metazoa; Chordata; Actinopteri; Cypriniformes; Cyprinidae
Gene: gclm
Product: glutamate-cysteine ligase, modifier subunit
Exons: 7
Coding region: 223-1044 (273 amino acids)
Biological process (GO): glutathione biosynthetic process
Cellular component (GO): glutamate-cysteine ligase complex
Molecular function (GO): glutamate-cysteine ligase catalytic subunit binding; enzyme regulator activity
Source: RefSeq, a predicted model, not a curated record